UAUAAAACGGCUUAAAUCACAAGAUGUUCCAAACAUCAUUAGUCUCUUCGGAUAAAAUGACAGCGUUACGAUUUCUUACACUAUUCCUCUGUUUUAGUACGUUUUGCCACUGGGGGUUAAGCCUAAGGAUUAUAGGAGGACAUCCAGGUGAAGUCCCUUCCCAGGUUAGUUUAAGAUGGAAGGCCAAUUCGAUGUUUCUUUGCGGUGGUGUUACAUUAACCCCCGUCUACAUAUUAACAGCAACGCACUGUGUUGGAGAACUAAACGAUCAGAAUGUAACCUCCCCGAUUGAUCCCGAUGCCAUAUUCGUCGUGGCCGGGCAAACGGAAAUGGAGGUAACAGCAAACAGUAUUAGGCGAGACGUCGAUAAAAUUGUUACACAUAGCCGUUACAAUGAUACGACUGCGUGGAGAAUGAUAUCGCAAUGCUGAAGCUGGAUAGACAGCUGCCACUAAGUGCAAAUUCACCGAUUAACUCGAUUCAAUUAAACACUGAUGCUUUAAAGGUCGGCGAGACUUGUGUUGCUUCAGGAUGGGGAAGCACGUCGCCGACUUCUGCAUUGAGCGACAAAUUGAUGUUGGUUGAUCUACAGAUUAUUUCCCAGAGUGUGUGCUCGGAUAAGUACAAUGAAUUAAAGAUUAAGUUAUACCCUGGGAUGUUUUGCGCUGGAUCGCCUAAUGGGGAUAAAGAUGCUUGCUCGGGUGAUUCCGGAGGGCCACUGGUUUGUCAAGGAAAUUUAGUAGGGAUUAUUUCCAGUGGAAGACAAUGCGGAGAUAUCAGAUUUCCUGGUGUAUACUCAGAUGUUGCGUUCUUCGGAAAUUGGAUUCAAGGUGCAAUGAAGUUAAUGGACUAAAAGCAUAGUGCGUAAAUCAAACACCUAUGUAUAAUGUUAACUCAAAAGCAUUCACAUUCUUUUAUAUAUCCUUAUUAAAGUACUCAGGUAUAACUACA
Photinus pyralis (common eastern firefly) is the source of this 951-nucleotide messenger RNA. Its product is annotated as trypsin epsilon-like. The record is from RefSeq and is a predicted model, not a curated record. The transcript has 6 exons. The coding region runs from base 425 to 853 and encodes 142 amino acids. Gene Ontology annotation, molecular function: serine-type endopeptidase activity. NCBI's taxonomy places the organism in Eukaryota, Metazoa, Arthropoda, Insecta, Coleoptera, Lampyridae. Gene Ontology annotation, biological process: proteolysis.